This is a messenger RNA of Cryptomeria japonica (Japanese cedar), 1926 nucleotides long. Its product is annotated as taxane 10-beta-hydroxylase. The transcript is spliced from 3 exons. The coding region runs from base 92 to 1579 and encodes 495 amino acids. The record is from RefSeq and is a predicted model, not a curated record. Gene Ontology annotation, biological process: sterol metabolic process. Gene Ontology annotation, molecular function: monooxygenase activity; heme binding; oxidoreductase activity, acting on paired donors, with incorporation or reduction of molecular oxygen. Lineage: Eukaryota; Viridiplantae; Streptophyta; Pinopsida; Cupressales; Cupressaceae.
AAGCCACAAUUCAUCUGGUAAUUUCUACCAUCUUUCAUUCCUUCAAUCACUGGUAAUCUCUCUGCUGCACUUUCAUUCCCUUCUAGUAGAAAUGGGUGUUUUUAAUUUUGUGAAUUUGUCGAAUGUUUUUGCGCUGGAGUCUUUGCCCACCACUCUUUCUCUUACCGUAUCUAUUAUUCUGGGCAUUCUUCUUCUCUCUCUCAACCGUUGGAAGCGCCAAUCCACCCCUAAAAUUCCCCCAGGAAAGUUAGGGUUUCCUAUGAUUGGGGAAACAAUACAAUUCCUGCGUGCGCUUAAAUCAGGCACGCCUCAACAGUUCUUCGAUGAGAGAGUGGCGAAAUAUGGUGAUGUAUUCAAGACAUCACUAAUCGGGCAUCCAACGGUAGUGCUGUGUGGCCCCGCUGGAAACUGCUUACUUCUGUCCAACGAGGAUAAGCUAGUGAAGGCUUCAUGGCCCAAGUCUUUCACCAGAGUCAUGGGGGAGGAAUCCAUUUUAAGCCAAACGGGAGAGAAGCAUCUCAUCUUGCGUGCCGCACUAGCCCGAUUUAUGGGCCCUCGAGCAUUGCAAGGCUAUAUCUCUCGAAUGAGUUCCGAAAUCCGAUGUCAUAUCACUGAAAAAUGGAUGGGGAAAUCCCAAGUAAAGAUGGUCUCUUUGGUGAGGGAGCUUGUCUUUUCACUAGCAAGCAGUUUAUUUUUCGGUGUGAAUGAUGAUUGUGAAAGAAUGCAACUCUAUCAGCUCAUGGAAAGUACAAUUGCUGGAUCUCUGUCUGUUCCGCUCGACUUUCCAGGAACUCGUUUUCGCAGAGCGCUCGAGGCACACUCCAUGCUCGAUCAAAUUCUCUCUUCUUUAAUAGAAAAGAGAAGAAUCGAGUUAAGGUCAGGCACAGCGUCUAGCGAUCAAGAUUUACUCUCUGUUUUGAUCACCUUCAAAGAUGAAAGAGGGAAUCCACUCACCGACAAGGAGAUCAUCGACAAUUUUAAUGGUAUACUUAAUGCAUCUUUCGAGAGCACAGUUUCAGCAAUUACCGUGCUUUUUAAACUCCUGUCUUCCAAUCCUGAUUGCUAUGAACAAGUCGUUCAAGAACAAAUGAAAAUUAUGUCGAAUAUAAAAGAUGGGGAAGAAAUCGGUUGGAAGGAUGUCAAAGAUAUGAAAUACACAUGGCAGGCUGUUCAGGAAACGUUGCGCAUGAAUCCACCAGUGUUUGGAACAUUUCGCGAGGCCAUCGUUGAUAUUCAUUACAAGGGUUAUACCAUCCCGAAAGGAUGGAAAAUCUUAUGGACAGUGCAUAGCACGCAUAUGAAAGGAGAGUAUUUUUCUGAGCCAGAAAAAUUCAAGCCUUCACGAUUCCAAGAGGAAGGCGUGCAUGUGGCUCCUUAUACCUUCUUGCCAUUCGCUUCAGGGCAGCGAAUUUGUCCAGGAUGGGAAUUUUCAAAGAUGGAAAUACUAGUGUUCGUGCAUCAUUUUGUUACAACUUUCAGAGGCUACAGCGUCAUUGACCCAGAUGAAAAAAUAUCGGUAGACCCACUCAUUGCUCUCCCAGCUAAUGGUUUUCCCAUUAAACUUUUCCCCAGAAUCUAAGUUGGAGGUAAACACAGUGCAUUACCAAGUGGGUGAAGCUCUGAUCAAGCAUUAUGAAGAUAGGCUUGGUAAUAGAAUAAUAGAAAGAGCUAUAGUACUUACAUGAUAAACAUUGGAUUAUGUCCUCAAGUAGCUAUAUCAUGUUAUAGUAUAUAGAUGUUAUAUAAUGGAUUCCUGUCCUCCAGUAGUUAUGGUAUUUACCUGCUAAAACGUUUCCUGUGUGAGAUUGACAAAUCAGAUUUUAUUUUUACUUGCUCUAGAAAGACAUCCAUAUUUUAUAAUCAUAUGGAAUCACUAUUAUUAUUAGUUGUAAGUUUUGUAACUACUUAAAAAUGGUGAAAUUAAUA